UUGGAAGAACAAAAGUGGAUGAACAUGGUUUAAAUGUGUUAUAAAAAUGAAAAUAAAAAUAAAUAUGCAGAUAUGUAAAUCCCCUUUUUAUGAGACAAAAAUGGUAUCCACAUGUAAUAGGGUUUAAGAGGACUAGACAUCCUGCAGAGACGCCAAGGAUAAAGAGAAAUUAAAGUGGACAAGGGACAGAUCAGAGGGAAUAGCUUAUUAAGAGGGACCAAACUCUCCUCCUACUACAGACAGUACUCUGAUAUUUCUAACCCAAAAAAUACUAACUAAAGGUAGUGUGCUCCUUCAUUCAAUUCCUAGCUAGCUAGUUAGCGGUCUUUUUGGAUGAAGCUAGACAAAAUGAUGGCUUAUAAGAGUAUCCUCCACCAAGCAGCUGAUUUUCCCUCCAAGAGACUGCAGUUCCACUGGAAAACCAAAGUCAGGAACGAGGAAGAGGAUGAAGAUGGCGUCAAACAGAACCGUGGGGAAGCAGAGGACGAUUCAUCUCCUGAUCAAGAACAACCAGCCAAAAACAACCCAUCAGCAGUAGACAGCAACAAGAAGCUGAACCAAGAAUCAUCAUCAGCAGCAGGCACAACCAGUAAGCUGAAAUCAGUGCUGAGUUCGAUCGGGAAGAACAGGCUGAGUUCAGUCACUUCGGUGUUGAUGAACCAGCUGGCAGGCGGCGGCAGGAGGAGGAGGCUGCUGGUAGGGACCCUUUUCGGCCCCAGGCGCGGGGCCCACGUGCAAUUCGCGUUCCAGAAGGAUCCCACUUCAGAGCCGGUGUUCUUGGUGGAGCUAGCCACCCCAAUAUCCUCCCUGGUUCGGGAGAUGGCUUCGGGGCAGGUCCGGGUUGCCCUGGAGUGUGAGAGGAAGAAGGCGGCAGAGAGGGGGAGGGUAAUAGAUGAGGAGGGUGUUUGGAUGGCAUACUUGAAUGGGAAGAAGUGUGGGUUGGGGAACAGCAGACGAGAAUGCGGGGAAAGAGAGUGGGAGGUUUUGAAGUGCGUGGAGGCUAUCAGCACGGGCGCGGGGGUACUGCCACCCAUAAUUGGCGGCGGCGAAGUGAUGUACAUGAGAGCCAAGUUUGAGAGAGUGGUGGGGUGUAGAGAUUCAGAAGCACUGUACAUGAUGAACCCUGCAGACAGCCAUGCUCCUGCUGAGCUCAGUCUUUACAUUCUCAGAAGAGAUAAUGGAUCGAGUUUAAUUAAUUAACAUGCAAUCAUGAAUGAUGCAUGCAUGCAUUAAUCCUAGCUACUAUAUAUGGAUGCAUGUGAUCUGACGAUUAAGGCCAGGCCAGCCAUAAGGUUAAUUAGUUAGUACUUCAAUUCAUUGCAUGUCUUCUUUUCUUUUUUUGCUUUGUGUUUUGCGUAUUUUAUUUCCAUCUAUAGGCGAAUCCUUCAUGCAAGGAAUUGAACAAGGCCAGCCGUGAUAUCAAUUAUUAUUGUCCAGGCCAAUAAUUGGUGGCAUGGGUAUAAGCUACUAGUAGAAUAGAAUCUACACGUUAAGUUAUUUGUUGGGUUCCACUCACCAAUGGCUAGCAUUGCAUUUAUCUUUUGGCAGGCAGGAGUCGUCAUUAUUACCCUCCUCAUAUUUGUGUCCUUUUCGUGUUGGGAUGUGGCAACAUGAACUUUAUUAAUUUCACCAAAAUUUGACAUUGUCCAGCUAUCUUAACCUCCAUUUGGAAACUGUUUCCUAAUCU
This is a messenger RNA of Cuscuta europaea, 1687 nucleotides long. NCBI's taxonomy places the organism in Eukaryota, Viridiplantae, Streptophyta, Magnoliopsida, Solanales, Convolvulaceae. The record is from the annotation of a GenBank genome assembly.